AUUUUAAAAGAUAAACAUGUAGAGUAUGACAUCCUGGAUCCAUUACCAAAAUUAGAAUGACUUCUCACAGCGUUUGGAGUGAUUCUGGGGUAGCCUCAGAAAGUAUCGGCAACAUUUACACAACCUUCAAUAGUGCUGGUUCAUUUCCACCUUUGAGACCUAAGAAUCCAUUUCCUCCUAGACCUCAAUCCUUCAUCCCAAGACAUAAGAAGUACAUUGACAGUGCCUAUAUUGAGAGAAACCCUAGGCCUAAAUCGACAGAGUCUACAAGCUAUGCUAAGAUUGUAGCAGGGGUAGCAGUGGCUCUUUUUAUUGCCAUAGGAGGUGCACUAGUAGGAAUGUAUUUUGCAGGCAUUUUUACAGGAAAUCGGAGUGGAGCUUUGCAUUUAAAUGACACCUCAAAUAAACCAACCACAACAGCUCCAAUGAAAACUCAAAUUAAUACCACAAUAAUACCUG
Molecule: messenger RNA, 459 nt
Organism: Owenia fusiformis
Lineage: Eukaryota; Metazoa; Annelida; Polychaeta; Sabellida; Oweniidae
Source: the annotation of a GenBank genome assembly